Molecule: messenger RNA, 390 nt
Organism: Emiliania huxleyi CCMP1516
Lineage: Eukaryota; Haptophyta; Isochrysidales; Noelaerhabdaceae
Product: mitochondrial carrier protein
Exons: 4
Coding region: 1-390 (129 amino acids)
Molecular function (GO): oxoglutarate:malate antiporter activity
Source: RefSeq, a predicted model, not a curated record
AUGCCUGUUCUCAACACCUUCCGCACGGAAAACACGACCGUAUUCACGGGUGCGCAGGUCGUUGCGGCACCGCCAAAACAGGAGGCAAAAUCCGUCCUCACUGCGGCCAAACCCUUCCUCACCGGCUCGAUCGCGGGCUGCUUUUCGACGUGCUGCAUUCAGCCGAUGGACAUGAUCAAGGUGCGGAUUCAGCUGAAUGCGGCCUCCGGCGCCGCCGCCUCGCCCGUCGGCAUCGCCUCCAAGAUGAUCGCCGAGGAGGGCGUCGCCUCGCUCUACGCAGGCCUAUCUGCUGGGCUCACCCGCCAAGCGCUGUGCGCGCUCGCGGCGGGCGGCAUCGCUGCGGUGGUGGGCAACCCAGCCGACCUCUCCCUCGAGGCGCACAGCGCCUAG